Messenger RNA from Anopheles darlingi, 6704 nucleotides. It is a transcript of the gene VGlut, whose product is annotated as vesicular glutamate transporter 1. The record is from RefSeq and is a predicted model, not a curated record. NCBI's taxonomy places the organism in Eukaryota, Metazoa, Arthropoda, Insecta, Diptera, Culicidae. Gene Ontology annotation, biological process: regulation of synapse structure or activity; monoatomic anion transport; neurotransmitter loading into synaptic vesicle. The transcript has 8 exons. Gene Ontology annotation, cellular component: excitatory synapse; synaptic vesicle membrane. The coding region runs from base 546 to 2366 and encodes 606 amino acids. Gene Ontology annotation, molecular function: neurotransmitter transmembrane transporter activity; L-glutamate transmembrane transporter activity.
CUCUGUCAGUGAUUUAGAGUUUCGACACUUUUGAAACUAGGGCCCUGCAGAAAAGAUGUGGUCUCAUGGUGUAAUACCCCGGGAUUCUUAGUGGUUCUAAGCAAUCGUCUCAGCGGUCGUUGUGUAGGUGUGAGUGUAUGUGUGUUUGUGGCUUGUGUGUACGUUCGUGUGGUCCCCGGUUUUGUGUGUCCUUGCCAAGGUCCUGGCAAAUCCAUUUACUGUCUUGCAGCAGGUCCAUUGGAAUGAUACAUACCUUGGUGGACAUUUUUGGAGGAUAGACAGAAGCUGAGAUCAUUGGAAGCCACGUACAUAGGCCAAACCUACCACCAUCAACGCGAUGAGCUUAACGUGGACCCUACACUACUAGCUCAUUGUGCACUGCACCACCCGUAAGCUGAGGCAUUGAGAUUGAGCCAUCAGCGACCGAGCGACGCACUGAGCCCAUAGGCCUUCCUUUCUGCCGCAAAUUCGACGGCCGCGGCUGGACCGAUUGGCCCAACUGAACUGAACCACCUGACCAGCAUCCCAGUUACCAGGCAACCAACAUGGCGGGAUUCGCCGAUCUGAAGGACCGUGCGUCCAACGUGUUUGGCGGUGGCUUCGAGAAGUUCGAGAUGCCGAAGCACGGGUACGACCAGAUGGAUGGGGCGGCGAUGGGUGGCGGUGAGUACCAGGCCGGUGCCGAUACCGGCGGCAACGAUUCGCCGAUGUCGUUCGAGGAGAUCGAACGGCCACCGCUCCGUCACGUCGACAAGUACGUCCGGGCCGAGUGUCCCUGCAUCAAGACGACCCGCUACACGAUAUCGCUGAUGACCUGCCUCGGUUUCAUCAUAUCGUUCGGCAUGCGCUGCAACAUGGGAAUGGCCAAGCUGCAGUUCGAGAACGGGUCAGUGAAGUACAACUGGACGGUGGCGAUGGAGAGUGCGGUCGAUUCGUCGUUCUUCUGGGGCUACCUGGUUACGCAAGUGCCCGGUGGUUUCCUGGCGUCAAUGUUCCCAGCGAACCGCAUCUUCGGCACGGCCAUCGCUAUGUCAGCCUUCCUGAAUCUGCUCGUUCCCGGCGCCAUGAUGCUGCAUCCUACCGUCGUCAUUCUGGUGCGCGUACUCCAGGGUCUUGUCGAGGGUGUAACGUACCCGGCGUGCCACGGUAUCUGGCGCUUCUGGGCACCACCGCUCGAGCGGUCCCGGUUGGCAACGAUGGCGUUCAGUGGUUCGUACGCGGGCGUUGUGAUAGGUAUGCCGAUGUCCGGUAUAUUGACCGGUUCGAUCAGCUGGCACGCACCAUUUUACUUCUACGGUGUGAUGGGCCUCAUCUGGUACUGCUUCUGGUUGUGGCUGUCGUUCGAGAAGCCACGCCAACAUCCAACCAUCUCCGUGAAGGAGCUAAAGUACAUCGAAAAAUCGCUCGGCGACUCGGUAUCGCUACCGAUGCCCACCAUUGCAACGACCCCUUGGCGACACUUUCUCACAUCGAUGCCGGUGUACGCGAUCAUCGUGGCGAACUUUUGCCGCUCGUGGAACUUCUACCUGCUGGUGCUGUACCAGAGUGCCUAUCUGAAGCACUCGUUUGACUUCCGAAUCGAAGAGACUGGUAUUCUAGGAGCACUGCCUCACCUGCUAAUGACCAUCAUUGUACCGUUCGGCGGUAUGCUGGCCGAUCACAUCCGGAAAACGGGUCUCCUAUCGACGACGAACGUACGCAAGCUGUUCAACUGCGGUGGCUUCGGAUUGGAAGGAUUGUUCUUUUUGGUAGUGGCGCACGCCACUAGUCCGAUGGGCGCAGUGACGGCUCUGACGCUCGGUGUGGCGUUCAGCGGGUUCGCCAUAUCGGGUUACAACGUCAAUCAUCUCGAUAUUGCCCCACGGUAUGCCAGUAUCCUGAUGGGUAUGUCGAACGGUAUCGGUACGAUAGCGGGACUGAUUUGCCCGAUAGCGAUUGAUCACCUUACGCGAGGCCAGCCAAAAUCUUGCUGGUCCACGGUGUUCACGAUAGCGGCCACCGUCCAUCUGGUGGGCAUCACGUUCUACGCCAUUUUCGCUUCCGGUGAGCUGCAACCGUGGGCUGAGCCGACGCUUGACGAGCAGCGUGCCUGGGAUCCGGUCGGUACCGGGUACGAAAAGGAGACCGCAUUCAACGAAGCUGGGGCAGGUGGUGGUGACAACGGUGGAAUGGCGGGCGGAACGGCGGCCCCCUUCGGUAAUCCGUCGGCGCAGAUCAACAGCACCAAGACAGUGAGCUACGGUGCGAUGCAGCACGUUGCCGGCAACCCGUUCGCCAAUCCGACGGCAACGAUCAGCGAGGAACCGGUGCAACCGGAGGCGAGGGAUACGUAUCUACACGGAAACCCUACCGAACGUACCUAUUGACCUGUGCGCGCCAAGAAAACCGUAACAUUCUGCUUGAACUAGGCGAGCUGGCGUAGGAGCGGGUCAGCGGAUCGUACACCAGAGUUAAUCAUGUCAUCUGAUAACACCUAUAUUUAACCUAACUGAGUCUACCAGCACUGAGCACUGAGCAGUACCGCAGACUAGGGAGAAGAGGAUCGACGCAAGGGCCGCAAGAGGGGCCGAAUAUUGCCGAACUGGGUGGUUAAAGAGUAAGAAAAAAAACAGAAAGGAAAAAAUACAAAUUAACACUAACCCUGCUUAAGCAAUUAAAAACCACUAGAUAGUGACUAACAAAUAUACUAUGAAUAUCUAGCGAAGAUGCACAUCGUAUUUACAAGAGAAGAAUUCGAGACUCGGAGUGUACAUACCAAAUCGUGGACAACAAUGGACGUUACGGACGAUUCUAAAGUACGAUACACUGCUGUGUCCGCCGUGUACCCACUUUGAUUGAACUACUGCCGUAGGAUAUAGAUAAGAGCUGGAGGAAGGUGAGCUGUAGGGAGCAAACAGGAACAGGGAAAGGAGGCAACUGUUAAACGAACGCACUGAGUACGAAACCGAUUCGAUCCCAUCGCGACAAGCAAUUUGACGAAGGGAAAGCGAAACUGGCAUGUAAUUAAUCCAAUCCAAUAUAAGUAGUUUAAAGGCAUAAACAACAUUCGUAGGCUUCAUAUCAAUCCAGUCACACUCACACUGCUGCUGACGAGUGAGUGGUGAUGAUGUUGAUAAGGGAGCUGAACCAAUGAGCAUGAUACAGUGACAGAUACCGAUAUGCUGGAGCGUGGAGGCACCAAACGGCCUCCCAUCUUAGAUUACCGUUUGAUUGUUUGGCUAUGUAUGUAGAUAGCGCGAUGCGCAGGAGAGUUGAGUUUUGUUUCGCGUUUGCGCUUCCAUUCCGCGAUGUACCAUACGGCGCACUCUACUGCACUCGACGACUGUGUAACACCUUUGCUUUCGAACUAAACAAGUCAAUUCGCCGGAUGUCAGAAUGGAUGUUUGCUGCUGCUUGGCGUCGAGGAAGCUUUCUUCGCGAGAUCUCGAGAUCAUUCCCGCAAACCCACUACUACUGCAACCCAUUAGCGGCAGUGUUUGGGUUGAAUGAUCUACUAAUGGUACCCACGGCAGAUGAUGCGACCAUGACCGUUAAGCGAUUGCGAGCUAUGACGCAGUUGAGGCCGUGUAGCUAAUUGGUUUGAUCGUUAAUUCAUGCGCAGCAGCAUCCUUCUGAUUCGUUUGCGCAGGCAUGGCUAAUGUACUGUUUCAGCAUAGGUUCAGCAUAAGUGUAAAAGAACAUCACCGAACCGAAGACAGUAUUGAUGGUUGGUGGUGGUGAUGAUGAUGAUGGUGGUUUGGUUGGGAUUUUUGGAGCUGACGCGGAAAGCGCGAAAGAAAGAAGAAGCGUUCUGUACGAUGAGAUAACAUUUGAGGUGUCAACUCACUCUCAAAGGCUGUGGCGACAAUAAUAAUACUAGUGGUAAGCGAGAUUUGGGCGAGGCUGGUGGGUUGAAUGAAUUCAUUCGAUCCCCUCCUCCCAUCUCUCAACAAAACAAACCCCCGCUCUAGGUUAAGAAAUCAUCAGACUGGUGCUGAGAUAGGUAUUACUCUGUUUUUGUUGGCUAAUAAUGUUGGAUACUUUAACGUGACGCGACCGGGAAGGUGUGAGUACGGUGUAGUUGUAAAUAGCCUAGAGCAUAAAGCGUGUAUGUUUUAUGUUUUCCCUCCAUUCGACUAAAUAAGACGCCAAACGUGGUCGUCGAUGCUGUCGCAUCGUCGGCUCUUUCGUCGGCGUGCUGCGAAUGUGACAAACAAACAAUAAUGAUAUGUAAUAAGCGAGGUACGUAAGAAGGUGGUAAAAGGUGUGUGCGUGAGUGUGUGAGCGCGCGUGUGUGUGUGUGUGUGUGUGUGUGUGUGUGUGUGUGUGUGUGUGUGUGUGUGUGUGUGUGUGUGUGUGUGUGUGUGUGUGUGUGUGUGUGUGUGUGUGUGUGUGUGAAUGUAUGUGAGUGAGUCUUUGAGCCACAGUGAUAUGGUUGCUGCAGUAACAGCUCAUCAAAAAAACAUAAAUCGUACGCCGCCGACUACAAACGAGGUCACCUCGUCACAUAACUACUCCUCCAUCGCCGCGUGUGCGUCGGUGACACACGAGAAGCACAGGAGAAAUGGGAACAUUACUGACAUUUAAAAAGCAAUUCCCAUACCACGGGGCAUUCCAAUUGCAUCCGUUUUUCAACAACAAUAAAAAAACUAAGGAUCAUUGGCCGUAUAGUGAGUAGGUCGAUGAGCUAAGCAGGAUCUACUUACCCAGGCGCAAUGUAACGUGUCUCUUGCAUAUGCUGUAUCACUCAAAGACAAAGACAGAGGCUCUUGUUCCAGGAUGAUAUGCUAAUGUUACCAUCGAACCAUCGAAUGCAUUCAUCCACUAAACGGGUAUAAUAAUGGCGAAACGAGUAAAUGAAAAAUGUUGCGAAUUGUAUAGUGUAUACACUGGUACUUUAGUUUAAAACGGUAACGCGUUACCGAAACCAAAUGUCUCUAAAACGGAAACGUGACCCCUAUACGCGAUCAAUUGAAAUUUUAGUGACAGUAGAGUGUACCCUCUUAGUUCCUUACCUGUUUACCAAAAUAACCUGUUGUCGGAUCAACCCCAUUUUAAUGCCAGAGGAUUGUGUUUGACGCAGCAAACGGCCUCUGCGCGUAGUGCUCAGUUCAGUUUUCGUGACUCUAUCGUGAAUCUAUCGAACGCCGGAGGCGCAAACAGCUUCGAGGGAGUCUCUACGAUAGGUGUUGCACUGCUCAAUAGCAUGUAUACUGUAAACUAGUAGCGCGCAUAGUAGGUUGGCACGGAAAGGCAUUGUUUUCCCAAAUAGCGCACGAAUACGAGUGUGUUUACAAUUGUAAUCAGGAUGACAAUCGACACUGAUCGACGAUCGGCAUCCUCCCUUUUCAUGGUAGUCUAUCCUUCCCAAGUAAUGGCCGCUCGGUUGCCACUUCCGGCAGAGCGACACCACGGCACAAGUAGAUAAGCAUAAAGGCAUCCCUGUAUAAAGGCAGCGUGACAGAAGUGUUACUAUAGUAUUACGCUAUACUCCGUCGUUGGUUUUCGUUUUCUGUUAUAGACUUUUAACAUCUCUUCCGGAGAGCAACCAGUUUUUUCUUGCUUACGAUAUGAUCGUUGUUGUUUGAAUUGAAGCAGACAGAAGCGAGAAGCCGCGCAAUCGAUCCCUAGCAACCGUUGCAAAAGGAUCCGUCGGCUCGGGGAUAUCGAUACCAGUUCUAAUAAUAAAAAAAAACCAAUGGUAGCAGCUUUGUUACCGCCAACAAUACAAGAAUAUUACGCAAAACAUGAUCGCAAAGUCUGAACCUGGCGCCCGAGGCACAGGUUCAGCGCUAGUUAGUAGUUCCGUACGUUGUUUUAGGAGUUUAGCGCGCGGCGAGUAGUAAGAAACCCCUCAACCUCCUAGCCCCUAGCCUCUUUCUCCCCAUGUAACCGAUUGCUAGUCACACGUCGUCGGUGGUCGGUCGUUGGCCGGUCAUUGGUGUAGGUGCUGUGCUAGCCAUACUCGUUGAAACAUAUAAUAUUAAUGAUGAUGAUGAUGAGUGAUGAUGAUAAUCUGGUGUGAAUGUAAAACCCAUUAGCAAACACGUUAGCAAACUGUACAUUAUCCAGCAUGCCAGUAAGCCAAUAUGUAACUAUACAGCACGUAGAACUAUUUAGCGAUAGCAUAGGAAUCCCAGGUCCUGCCAGCCCCUGCUCCAGACGGAGGGGUGCGAUCUAUGGUAUCUGCAUCAGUUCGUUCUCAGUAAACCCAAAAAAAAUAAAACAAAAACUGGGGCUCGGUUGCGAGAACCUACCCCCCCUUGUAACGAAUAGGUGUCGGUGGUCUGAGGAGUUGACUCAGUUUCAGUAUUCAAUAUUUGCAUUCGUCUCGUUGUUAUAAUCGCAUCAUAAUCAAAUCAUCGUAACUUUAUGCUUAGCGUAUGAGUAAGUGGAACCGAACGGGCAUAUGAGCAGACAGGCGAUGCCGGAUGCGAGCGAAUGACAAAUACCAAUCCAGCACACGACGAAGACGUUCGAUUAAAGCGUACAGCCGCAGUAUAGCAUUACACCUAGUUACGUAUUCUCUCUAGCCUGGUCCCGUUUAGCGGAUAUUGGAGCGUACCGUAUAUAUAUCAUCUCUUGUGAACGUUGCUGAUGAGAGGCGCCGUCCCAUCCCGUACCUCGUACGAGCGUACCAGGAUGCUGAGGCAUAAAAGACACGAAAGGCAAGACCCGUUUACCCCACAAUAAGCAGGCACUACUCACUCACAGAACGUGUACAC